This is a messenger RNA of Oncorhynchus keta (chum salmon), 9253 nucleotides long. It is a transcript of the gene wnk4a, whose product is annotated as WNK lysine deficient protein kinase 4a. Gene Ontology annotation, biological process: protein phosphorylation; positive regulation of sodium ion transmembrane transporter activity; negative regulation of sodium ion transport. The transcript has 20 exons. Gene Ontology annotation, cellular component: cytoplasm; cytosol. Gene Ontology annotation, molecular function: protein serine/threonine kinase activity; chloride channel inhibitor activity; ATP binding. Lineage: Eukaryota; Metazoa; Chordata; Actinopteri; Salmoniformes; Salmonidae. The coding region runs from base 2719 to 7473 and encodes 1584 amino acids. The record is from RefSeq and is a predicted model, not a curated record.
AUCUUGGAUUAAUUAAGUACAUUAUAGUGCCCCCUAGUGUCAAAGAUGAAUACAGUUACACGUUUACUACAACUUUAUGAAUGAUCAAAUCAACUUUAUUUGUCACAUGCGCCAAAUACAACAAGUGUAGACUUUACCAUGAAAUGCAUACUUACAAGCCCUUAGCCAACAGUGCAGUUCAAGAAGAGUUAAGAAAAUAUUUUCAAAAUAGACUAAAAUAAAAAAGUAAUAAUAAAAAGUAUACCAAGUAGACUAAAAUAAAAAGUAAUAAUAAAAAACAACACAAUAAGAAUAACAAUAAUGAGGCUACAUACAGGGGGCACCGGUACUGAGCCAGUGUGUGGGGGUACAGGUAAUUUGUACAUGUAGGCGGGGGUGAAGUGACCAUGCAUAGAUAAUAAACGGUGAGUAGCCUCAGUGCACAAAAAAGGGGGGGGAUUGUCCGGUGGUGAAUUUAUUAAUUGUUCAGCAGUCUUGUGGCUUGGGGGUAGAAGCUGUUGAGGAGCCUUUUGGUCCUAGACUUGGCGCACCGGUACUCUUGCCGUGCACCAGUCUUAUAUAGGAAAGAACAUUGCAACUUCUAAUAUUUUGUUAAAACAAUACUAAAGGUUGUGUUUGAGACUGACUGACUGAUCUACAAAUAAUAAUGAGUGGUUAUUUAUAAUGCUCAGGGAUUUGUAGAUCAGAACAAGCCCAGAGACUCUAGGUAACCAAGCUAUUGCAAGUAAGAUAUAGCUUACAAAACCAUAUUGCUACUAAUUUCCCAGAAAUCACUAGACAGACAGCUGACUGGGCUGUUACUCUGGUGAGCUACUUAUUGCAGUCACCAGCUGGGUUGGAGAACCUCACAAAUUCAAAUCAAAUGUUAUUUGUCACAUGUGCCGAAUACAAUAGUUGUAGUGAAAUGCUUACUUACAAGCCCUUAACCAACAAUGCAAUUUUAAGAAAAAUAAAUUAAUUAAUGUACCAAAAAAAUGAAAGCGCAUCAGUAAAAUAACAAUAGCGAGGCUAUAUACAAAAAAUACCGGUACAAAGUCAGUGUGGAGGGACACCGGUUAGUGGAGGUAAUAUGUACAUGUAGGUAGAGUUAUUGAAGUGACUGCAUAGAUAAUAACAGAGUAGCAGCAGCAUAAAGGGGGGAUGCAAAUAGUCUGGGUAGCCAUUUGUUUAGAUGUUCAGGAGUCUCAUGUUUUGGGGGUAGAAGCUAUUUAGAAGCCUCUGGGACCUAGACUUGGCGCUUCGGUACUGCUUGACGUGCGGUAGCAGAGAGAACAGUCUAUGACUUGGUUGGUUGGAGUCUUUGACAAUUUUUAGGGCCUUCCUUUGACACCGCCUUGUAUAGAGGUCCUGGAUGGCAGGAAGCUUAGCUGACAGUUCACACACACACUUAACCAUUUUUAGGGUGGCACACAAUUGCCCAGCGUCGUCCGGGUUAGGGUUUGGCCGGGGUAGGCCGUCAUUGUAAAUAAGAAUUUGUUCUUAACGGACUUACCUAGUUAAAUAAAGGUUAAAUAAAAAAAUCAAAUAAAAACGUGGUAUGUCUCCAUAGGCUUGGUCCUUGGUUCAGCUGAGCUGAGGGAGUCUUGUGUGUGUUUGCUGAUAACUCCCUGUAGUGCAUGUCUGUGACAGGUGUGGCUAACUGUGGCCGUACUGAUAACAAGUGUCUUGUUUCAGCCGACUAGAGUCAAGCUCCCUCUACAGGCUCUCACUUAUUCUCUUUCCCCCUUUUCUGUCUCUCUCUCCCACUCAUCAAGGCACACAUUGUUUUGUCUGCAUCCAUAAUGGCCCUGUAUUCUCUAUAUAGUGGUGCUCUGAUCAAAAUUAGUGCACUAUAGGUAAUAGACUGCUGUUUGGGACAUCCCAUAACUCUGACUUUCUUUCACUGAAUAAGGACAACUCCACGAGGGAAGAAUGAGUUGCCAGAAGCAUGUUGUGCCCUCUCACAUUCAUGCAUUCCUUAUUGAAAAUAGAGUUCAAACAAAGUUUAUGAAUACAUAAUUGGUCAUAUGAGCUAUCAGUUUGAUCCGGUUUGUAACAAAAACAAAAACAACCUUAAUAGAAUAGCACAUCUUGUAAUUUGCCCAGAACACACUGUCUGUGCCUAUGUGGUGGACUGUGGGAGCCUGUGAGGGCAUGGCACGAAUCCAGAUAAUCCAAGUCAUGUUUCCUGUAGGGAGCUAAUUAAAAGUAGCAGAGCUAAGGUUUGGGCUCUGUUAGGAAUUCAAUUCAAACUGUGUUUUCUUGUCAAAUGGCUUGUUUAGCCUAACCUCUUAAAUGUACAUAGAAAGAGAGAGCCCUUAAAUUGAAUUGAAAUUGAAUUGAAACCAGUCUUGUAAUUGACGUGCUUAUUUAUUGUCCACUUCUCUUAAUUCAGAACAAGAAAAUAGUGUUACCAACUAUUCCAAAGAAAAUAAGCUAUAUACACACGAAUGGAUUUAUAUCUCAUGAAGUCAGUUAUUUAAGAAGAGGAUCUUGUCCAGGUAUGCUACAGAAGACUGUCUAUGGGGGCGUCGUUGAAAGCGCACACGGGUCCGUGAGCGCACGAUCCGAACAACCCUCUUGAUACAGACAGCGGUUUUGCCUUCUUUACUAGAGAUACGGUUGACAACUCACACGUACAAGGGCGAUGGACGGUCCGGUUUUCUCGGGUUAUCUGAGAAGUAUGUGUAUUUUCCGAAUUUGAACACAUUUGGAGAAAUUGGAAUAAGAACCGCUACAAUGUCACAAGUGGAGGUUGAAAUAGCUGGACGCGGCUUCCCAAGCCUCUCGGUCGACCUAAACGAUGACUGCUUAUCUGGUCGAGUCCCGUCGAUGCCACUGACCUACAAUUUGGGGACCAGGAGAAACUCUUAUGGGCUUCACAAAAUUAACAUGGACAUUGACCCACAACUAUAUGGCGGGGCGCUUUCAAAGGCUCUGUCCUGGUCAGCGGAGAAUAUUUUAACGUUAAACGAGGCCAGAGUAGAAGAAGACGACAAAACGUAUACUCCACCGGCGUCUCCAUCUCCAGUCUCCAGCCCGGGCGCGAGCAUCACCGGCAGCACGCCCCCUUGUACCCAAGUCUCGGACCCCGUCACCCCGCUGGACAACAACUGGAGCUCGCUCCCGAGCCCCAACACACAAGAUGCCAGCUCGGACUCAGACAAUGAGCUUGUUCAAAAUAAAGCACACAAAGUGUUGUCACGCAGUCCGUAUGAAAGCAAAUGUGAACAGGAGGAGAGGGAGGACAUUGAGACCAAAGCUGUGGCCACCUCACCUGAUGGAAGAUACCUGAAAUUCAACAUUGAGAUUGGGAGGGGAUCGUUCAAGACCGUCUAUAAAGGACUGGACACAGAGACUACUGUGGAAGUGGCAUGGUGCGAGCUGCAGACACGUAAGCUGACCAAGGUGGAGCGGCAGAGGUUCAGCGAGGAGGUGGAGAUGCUGAAGGGUCUGCAGCACCCAAACAUUGUCCGCUUCUACGACUCCUGGAAGGACAACUCCAAGGGCCUCAAGUGCAUCCUUUUGGUCACUGAGCUCAUGACCUCCGGCACCCUCAAAACGUACCUGAAGAGGUUUAAGGAGAUGAAGCUGAAGCUACUGCAGCGCUGGAGCCGUCAGAUCCUGAAGGGGCUCCACUUCCUCCACACCCGCACCCCUCCCAUCAUCCACAGGGACCUCAAGUGUGACAACAUCUUCAUCACCGGCCCCACCGGCUCCGUCAAGAUUGGAGAUCUGGGCCUGGCCACACUCAAAAGAGCCUCCUUCGCUAAAAGUGUCAUUGGUACCCCAGAGUUCAUGGCUCCAGAGAUGUAUGAGGAGAAGUAUGAUGAGGCUGUGGAUGUCUAUGCCUUUGGGAUGUGUAUCCUGGAGAUGGCCACAUCAGAGUAUCCCUACUCCGAGUGCCAGAACGCAGCACAGAUCUACCGUAAAGUCACCAGCGGGAUGAAACCAGACAGUUUUUACAAAGUCAAGGUCCCAGAGCUCAAAGAGAUCAUCGAAGGAUGUAUCCGGAUGGACAAAGAUGAAAGGUACACCAUCCAGGACCUGCUGGAGCACACGUUCUUCCAGGAGAACAACGGCGUCCAUGUUGAGUUGGCUGAGGAGGACGACAUGGUGAAGUCAGGCCUGAAGCUGUGGCUCCGGAUGGACGACACCAAGAAACUCCACGGGAAGUACAAGGACAACAACGCCAUUGAGUUCCUGUUCGAACUCUACAAGGACGUGCCAGAGGAGGUGGCGCAGGAAAUGGUGGUGCUGGGCUUCGUGUGCGAGGCUGACUUCAAGCUGGUGGCCAAGGCCAUCCGGAACCGUGUCAACGCCAUCAAGCGCCAGCGGGAGAAACUGCGCCUCCUUGCAGAGAAGAAGAAGGAGGCCAUUGAGGAGGAGCCUGAGCCUGCACUGCAGCCGCCCUCCCCGAAAAUCAACAGGUCUCCAUCAAUGUUGGAGACUCCUCAGUGCCCCAUCCUCAUCCCCACCCCGACCCCCACACCUGCCCAGAGCCAGGUUCAGACCCCCCCGAACCCUCACACCCACACUCUGUCCCCACUCAACAGCUAUCUAAACUUGGGCAUCAAUGCCAGCUUCAUCCCUGAACCAGAGGAACCAGAGGCAGACCAGCAUCAGCACUUCCAGGUCCACCACACCAGCUGCUCCUCAGCCAACUCUGACUGUGAGACAGACGGCUAUCUCAGCUCCUCUGGCCUCCAGGACCCCCUGGAGACAGUGGUCAGCCUCAAAGGGUCAACCCUCAACGGGACUGGGACUACUUCCCUCAAUGGACACCCUCACCACCACCCCAUCCCAGCCCUUCGCUUUCCCUCUAGUAUUGCAGUAUUGGGUAAUACGGAGCAUGGACACUCUGGAGGACACCCUCCCAGCGGCUUUACCUCACCUGUGGACAGCUACGCCUCUGACAUGAUCUCAGGUUUGAGUGACGUCUAUGAGGGCCUAUCAGAGAGGAGCGGCAAGACUGCUGCCAGGCGCACGGCUGGCAAGCUGUUCCGGAGAAGGGCCCGUUCAAGACUGCGCAUCACUGGGCUCUCUGACAAAGACGACCGGGUGGUGGAGUGUCAGCUGCAGACUCACAAUGACAAGAUGGUUACCUUCAAGUUCGACCUGGACGGAGACAACCCAGAGGACAUUGCAGCUGUCAUGGUUCACAAUGAGUUCAUCCUGCCAGCGGAGAAGGAGGGGUUUAUCCAACGCAUAGGUGACAUCAUUAAGAGGGCAGAGGCUCUGAUGAAGGAGCAUAAGGUCCACGUGGGUGGCGGCCACGGAGCACCACGCCCACAACACCACAACGGGGUCAACUCACUAUCCGCGUCCCAGCCUAAUCUUCACAGUCACAUUCUGGAGCGGACACACUCUUCCUACUCUCUACCUGACUUCAGCAUGGCUGGCCCCAGUGUAGGGGUAUGUGACUCUCCCUCAGGGCCCACUGGUGGAGGAGACUUCUUCAGCCCAGCAGACAUGACUUCACCUGCAGGGAGACCUCUAUUACGCUCCCAGUCUUUCCAAAACGCCCCAGGUUCUCCUCACUACUACUACCACCACCCAGCCUCCAUGUACUCCUCAGAGCCCCCCCAGCAGCAGCAACACCAGCAGUACUACCACAUACCCCCCUUCAUGGGCCACACACACUUCCCCUUCCCCUACCCAGUGAACCCCGGUGCCCCCAAACCAGUGGGGUCCCAUCCUUCCCUCACACGGGUCGCCAGCAACCCCACGUUCCCCUCCGUCCUCUCCCCAGCCCCAGGCUCCCCCGGCGGCCCCCACUCUGAUGCUCCGAGCCCCUCUGAGUACAGCGGUGAGGGGAACCCCCUGACCCUCCCUCCUCACCCCCAGAACCCCAACAUGUGGCCCUCCCACACACAGCCCCUCUUCUCCCUGGCCAAUGUAAUCUCCAUGGCAAUGAGCAUGGCUCAAUCCUUCAUCCCUGCCAACAGCCUGGCUAACCAGGGGAUGCCCUCUAUAGCAGGCUUCCACCCCCAGCUAACCCACCCUCAGUCGGUCUACUCGUCCGUCUACUCCCCCCACUACCAAACUGCUCCAGUGGAGCUCCCUUACACCCAGGGUGGGACACCUGGCCAAGGGCAGCAACACAGUGUCUACCAGGGCCCAGACACUCCACCACAGAUGCAGAGGGAUGGCUCAGUGUCUGUGUACUCUCAAAAUGGACACCCCGGCUGGCAGCAUAAUCACAUAGCUCCCCCUACGAUGGGCUACAACAGCCCACAGAUGGUAUCACAGCAAGCAGCAUCCAGCCCUCUAUGCCAUUUACAGAAUAGUUCCCAGGGGUCCUACAUAGUUCCUCAGGACCAGUCUGAUGUGUCCAGCUGUGCGUCAGGGUCUGAUCUGUCCCCUUCGUCCCCAGACAGCCCGGAGAGCACAUUAUCAUCGUUCAGCUCAACCACACCAAUGUCGAGACCUACGGUGCCUGAGAUGAACGCCAGUGCUCCCAAGCCCAGACUAUCCCCCAGUUACACAGAUCCCCCGCCUGCUGCCGUCACAGUGGGUCGUUUCCAGGUCACCCCUAGCAUGGAGAUCCCUGUGCCUGCUGCACCAGAUGGACAAGGCUCUAACCCCACCAGGCCCAAGUCAGUGGGCAGCUCCACCCCAGGCCCCACCAGGCCCAAGUCAGUGGGCAGCUCCAACCCAGGCCCCACAAGGCCCAAGUCAGUGGGCAGCUCCAACCCAGGCCCCACAAGGCCCAAGUCAGUGGGCAGCUCUACCACCUCUGAGAGCAGCACAGAGGAGCAGGGGCGGGCAGAAACCAGCCUGAACACCUCCCUCACUCUCUCCCCCCCAGACCGACACCUCCCUGCGGAGGAGGACCGGGAGGUCCCGGUAGGGUGGGCCAGGACCAAAGAGCAGCAGCAGGAAGAGGAGGAGGAAGAAGAAGGGGAAGAAGAUGAGAAGAAAGAGCAGCAGAUAGUAAGGAGGAGGAGUGUGUGUAGUCUCAGUCUGAUAGGUACGUCUGCAGACAGCGGCCUGUCCGUCACGGUGGUGGAUUCAGAGGGGUGUGGCCCGUGGGAGGGAGGUGCAGGGAGCCCUACCUACAACUCGGCCCUGCACCACUUGUGGCUGAGCUACAGCCGCAACUUCACGUACAUGAGCAGUGACGACUCGGAGAGCGAGGACGAGGACAUGCGGCAGGAGUUGCAGGUGAUGAGGGAGAAACACUUGGUGCAGGUGCAGAGUCUCCAGGCCACCCAGAAGAGGGAAAUUGAGGAGCUGUAUGAGAGGAUGGGGAAGGUUCCCCCUGCGGGGAUUGUCUCACCUGCCGCCAUGCUCUCCAGUCGCCAACGCCGUAUCUCUAAGGAGAGGAGUUACCCCUCCACCUCCCGCAGAAACAGCCUGCAGCGCCUGGACAUGCUCCCCCUCCAAGGUAUCAUCAGGAGGAACUCUCUGGGUGGCAGCAACAGCAGCAGCAGCUCUCUGGAGAAGCCUUCUAAAGGGGUGACCUUUGCUUCCGAUGUCAGUAGAAUGUAAGAAUCUUCAGCCAUGCUUGCUGUAGAAUAAGCCGACUACCUCAUCUAAAAUGUGACUGAAAUAAUCAUGCCCAUCCUGCUGGAGGAAAGAACUGACGUCACCUCUAAACCCUUUAUCUGGGCCCCCAUUGGAGGAGACUAACCUAGAUGCCCCAGAAACCAGGAAGCUCCUCUGCUGAUCCAAUAGUCACAGGGUUAAUCAUAGGUCACAGGUCCGUCAGAGGUCGCUGAGCCCUCUGCUAUGAAGGGGCAACAGAACCUUUGUCAUCCUCUGUCAGUCACCCCCAAGAGAAGCUUGCCAGAUUCAAUGGUUCAGUGCAACAUACCCGUUCUCGGAUGCCACCAGAGCAGUGUUUAAAGUGAGAUGGUCAAAAGUUUCAAAACGUCCUCAGCUAAUGCAUAUAAAAGGCUCACAAUAGUGCUAGCCCAAGUAGUGCACCAUCAUUCUUCAUACUAUGCAAUGCUAGUGAGAAACGUGCGAUCAUUGUACAUAGCGCCUUAAUGAUCAGCUGUAGUCCUGCCUUGUAGCCACAGAGCGGUAAGGGUUGUUCCAGCUACAAUAUUGGGAUCAUGGGAUCGAGGCCGAGGCUAUUGAUCAUUAUUUUCCUGCUUAUCUGACUGUCGCACACAUUUUUAUUGCGAGCAGUGGAGUGAGAUGAAGCUCAGUAACUCUCGCUGUGUUUCAGAUGAUUCACUCUCCUCUUUGCACAUUUGACUGUCUGUUUGCAAUCUGUUGAUGCUGACUGUAGCUCGCUACUGCCCUCUAGAGUCGGACUACGGAAGUCCAGAUAUGUUGUUAUAGUUUUCGUAACUCAUGCCUGUUUUCCAAUGUACAAUAGUGAUGCAACAAUAUUUCUGAUGAAUUCAACAGAUUUAUGAAGGACGACUGUUGUCAAUGUGUAGAAAGAUGUGAACAUAGGUGUUAAAAGAUGUUAGGCAGUACCUUAUAUACAAUUAUAGUGAGCAUUUAUCAAUAAAAUGCAACACUAUGACAAGUAGCUUUCCGAACAACCAUAUACAGUACUAUAGGUAGACCAACAACACUGAAAUCCUUUUGGUGUCAGUCUUUCCAGAAUAUUUCAGAAUUUCACGUGUUCAUAUGAAAUAUAAAAAGGUUAUACAGUAAGAAGCUAGGCACAAUACAGCUCUAUAAAUGACAAAUACCCAAGACUAAAACUACUUAAAAAAACAAAUCAAGUUAAAUUAUUGCCAAAUCAUCCACAUCGAUUAAAAUAAAUAAGGCAAUUUAUGGUUGAUGAUUUUCAACUCUCCUGUCUUUUUAGCUGAGACUAUAUUUUCUCCCCAAAUAAUCAAACAUAGGUCUAGACUACUGGUUCUCAGCAUGAUUGUAAAUGUGUAAAUAUGAAAUAAUGCAUUUGUAAAUUACUUUUACAAAUGAAUCGAAGAUAUUUUGGCAAGCUACUUUUCUUGUGCAAACACAUUGACAAUGAUAAACCUUGCUGCAAUAAACCAGGCACCCUAUGCACUUUAGUCAAUUCUACUUUAGUAGGAACUCAUCACACUUUUUGGUAAAGUAAGUAGCAUAUUUAUAUGCACAAGUGGGGAAGAGUACGACUACCCUAACAAAUGAAUUAAACUGUGAGCCCAUAUUAGUGAUUACCUUAAAUACACAUAUGGAAUUCUAUUGCAAUGAUCCUCUUAAGAUUUAUAUUUAAAGUAAGAAAAAGUGAAUGCAUGUAUGAUUGUUGGUUGAUUGUAUUGCUUUAACAUACAAAGCUGCUGUCCUGCCAUGCUCAAUCUGUGCCUUGUCCUUGCAAUGU